CCAGAUGUGGAGUGCAAUUACUCAAUCAAUCAAUCAGCGACCAUGCCUCCACGCACCAAACGAGCCCCAGCAUGGACCAAUGCAGAGCUGCAGGACCUCAUAAGUGUUUGGGGAGAGGAGGCUGUGCAAGCACAGCUGCGCUCCAGAAGGAGAAAUUAUGAUACCUAUGGGCAGAUAUCACAGUCCUUGAUGAGAAGGGGCCAUGAACGGGACGCGUUGCAGUGCAGGGUCAAAAUAAAAGAGCUGAGGAGUGCUUACUGCAAAGCUCGUGAGGGAAAUCGCCGCUCAGGAGCUGCCCCCACGACCUGCCGUUUUUACCAGGAGCUGGAUGCCAUACUUGGGUGUGACCCCACUGCCAAUCCUAGGAGCACGAUGGAGAGUUCACAGCAGGGAGAAGUGGGGGAGGUUGUAGAGGAAGGCGACAGUGAGGCUACUGGCGUGGAGGGAGACACCCCGGAGUCCCAGUACACAUGUAGCCAGGAGCUCUUCUCAAGCCAGGAGGAGGCUAGCCAGUCGCAGCAGCAGGAAGUUGAUGGUGAGGAAGAAACUGAGGAUCGUGCUCGGGGUAAGUAGAUUUUUAUGUUUUGGGAGAGGAGGGUUUUGGUUAUGGGUGCCUGCAUGCAUGCCUAAACGUGGAAUAGCCCAUUGAUUUGCUCUAUCACGUCUCUGUAAUCUGCCUCUUGUAAUCUCUUGAAAAGUUGCAGCCAGAGCGUUUGCAAUUUGCUUUCUCAAGUUGAUCGGGAGAGCCAUCGUGGUCCUUGUCCCGGUCAGGCUAACUCGUCCGAUCCACUGUGCAGCGAGGGGUGGGGGGACCAUGGCUGCACACAGGCAAGCUGCAUAGGGGCCAGGGCGGUAUCCACAUUGCUGUAGAAGACCCUCCCUCUCUUCCCAGUGACCUUGACUAAUGCAGCCGGAUCACCGGCCUCACGUAGAUUGCAGAACUUGAGACGAAAUCCAAGAAAAUCAAAACAGGAAUUGAUCAAAUCAGUUAUGAGUCAUUACAA
Gopherus flavomarginatus (Mexican gopher tortoise) is the source of this 1004-nucleotide messenger RNA. Its product is annotated as zinc finger and SCAN domain-containing protein 20-like. Lineage: Eukaryota; Metazoa; Chordata; Testudines; Testudinidae. The transcript has 2 exons. The record is from RefSeq and is a predicted model, not a curated record. Bases 43 to 573 code for a protein of 176 amino acids.